Messenger RNA from Klebsormidium nitens, 1410 nucleotides. NCBI's taxonomy places the organism in Eukaryota, Viridiplantae, Streptophyta, Klebsormidiophyceae, Klebsormidiales, Klebsormidiaceae. The record is from the annotation of a GenBank genome assembly.
AUGGCAGGUGCCUCUGAGGGCUUCGUCGGAUCUAGCAGCUACGCGGAUGAUGUCCUUCUGACUAAGCUUCUAAGGAGCGCAGGGAUACAAAAACCCGAGACGUGUGGCUUGCUGCUCGAGAUCCUGGAAUCAGCGCGGUCCAAAGAUUCAGAGAGAAGGUUGAUUGGGUCAUACCAGAUCAGGCAAUGCCUCAAGAACCUUCAUAUGACUAGAGAGAGUCAAGCUUACGUGCAUGUUGCCGCUUUCGUGAUUGAAAGGGGUGCUGUGCAAGCCAUUGCGUCAGGGAUGAGAGAAGUUCUAACAGGGAACUGGGAACAUCUUUUGGUUGAAAAAUCGUUGGACCUCAGCUCAAAAUCAGCCCGGAAGAUCACGGUCAACAAAGCUCUGAUCUACAGCCAGUGUCUCGCUUCCUUGGCCGCCGUGGACAACCGCUGUGUAGCUUUCAUUCUCAAAGAAUUUCCGGAUGUGGCUAAGAUUGCAAGUGGUAUGUUACUCGAGGAGCCGUCAACCGAAGAAGUCAGUCAUCACAAAGCCUGCAGAUUGCGAAGACAGGCAGGGGCGGAGUUGACAAAAAUGCUCAUGAACCUGAUGGCGGGAUCUGAAAGCUUCACAAAAAUAGAUGCAGCAAAUACUGCUCUCCUGAAGGGGAUCCUGACUUAUGCUGCGAGCAUCAAAGACGUGGACGAAGCAACGAGUAGAGCGGAAGCGGAAUCAUAUUUCAUAGCCCUUGGGAUCGUCCAAAAUGCAGCAUUCACACAGAAGGUCGAUCUGCGGGCCUUGAAACGAGAUCUGUACGAGCUUGUGGAACACGUGCUGGCAAACGCAAAAAGCCGAGUGCAAAUUGACAUGGCUAUCCAGCUCCUCUUUAUGACCGCAAACGCCGAUUUGGAGGAAAAUUGCAUCUCAGAGUACCCGUCUCUUGGCUCCUCAAUCCUUGCCUUGCUUUCUCUGGGAGACAGAAUCGGCGAAUUUGCCCGGGACUUGGUAAACUGUGCGGCGAAUGACUUCUGGAAAAAGGAGAUCCAGACGGUUCAGGGCGGACAGAUGGCCACGUUAGACGUAUCUGAGCGCUUCAAAGAUGACAAGAAGGCAGUGCAACGGGCAAUUCAACUAUGCAGAGUAUAUUCUACCUCAGCAGCACCACAGGACAUCUGCGAAGCGUUUCACAUUGAGAGGCGGAGAAACAAGCAAGACAAAGAUCAACGCUCCAGUGAAGAGAGACGAAAGUUUGCAACCCUUCCCUUCAGGGCACGCCUCGAGCGCAGGACAUGCUCGAACAUUGGUUGCGGCAAUACAGAGUCUGUGGCAGGCCAGUUUCAGGUGUGUGGAAGAUGCAAGCUGGCUGUCUACUGCAGCAAAGAUUGUCAAAAGAGGGCUUGGAAAGAGGGGCACAAGGAUCUGUGCCACUGA